This is a messenger RNA of Patiria miniata (bat star), 1526 nucleotides long. RefSeq names its product prostaglandin reductase 2-like. The transcript is spliced from 7 exons. Gene Ontology annotation, biological process: prostaglandin metabolic process. Lineage: Eukaryota; Metazoa; Echinodermata; Asteroidea; Valvatida; Asterinidae. The record is from RefSeq and is a predicted model, not a curated record. Gene Ontology annotation, molecular function: 15-oxoprostaglandin 13-reductase [NAD(P)+] activity. Bases 288 to 1361 code for a protein of 357 amino acids.
UCAACGAAUUAUUCUGGGCUUUAUCGGCAGGCACAUUCAUCAAGUCUUGGAUCCAGUAAGCAGUACACCCGCAUUGAAAAGGGGUGACAACGGGGACAUGUUUGCCUGACUGAGCACAAAGUGGGCACGGGUAGGCGGGUUCAGCCGGGCAGGCACACUAGGCCUAGGCAGCGUGCUCGCAAGACGGGAAAAGCCCCACUGUACGGGGAGGGUUUGCAGCGCGCCGGUAACUGGGCUAAGCUGAGCCGUUGGGGUUUGCAGGUGGAGCAGAUUACUUAUUGAACAGCAUGGACCAUUCAGCUACUGGAGUAAGCAAGAUGGCGCUCGGAAAUCGACGUGUAGUUUUGUGUCAAAGACCAGUUGGCCAGCCACAGGUAGAGAAUUUCCGAACUGAAGACUGUGACUAUCCCACAGAAAUCAAGGAUGGGCACAUUCUGGUCAAGACACUUUAUCUGUCUGUUGAUCCUUACAUGAGAAUUUGCAUGAAUGCAGAUCCGGGCACAAAGUACGUGCAGACCUGGAAGCUGGGUGAUACCAUUUCGGGUGGAGGGGUGGGCGUGGUCACCGACAGCCGAUGCCCAGAAUUUGUUGCUGGGGAUUUUGUUGCUAAGGACUUCAACUGGCCGUGGCAGUUGUAUGCGUCUAUUCCAGCUUCCCAGGCCAACAAGAUUGACAGGUCUUUUGGUGCCAAUCAGUUGUCGCUGGCCCUCGGCGCACUGGGCAUGCCCGGUUUGACGUCGCUGAUUGGGAUACGUGAGCGCGCUCACAUCAAACCGGGCACUAACCAGACGUUUGUCGUCAGUGCGGCAGCAGGGGCCUGUGGGUCACUAGCGGGCCAGAUUGCCAAGUUAGAAGGCUGCGGUCGAGUGGUCGGUAUUUGCGGCACAGACAAGAAGUGUCGAUUUCUGAUGGAAGAACUCGGGUUCGACGGAGCCAUCAACUACAAGACAGACGACAUAGCAGCAAGGCUGAGGGAGUGCUGUUCAGCUGGCAUUGAUGUCUACUUUGAUAACGUCGGUGGAAAGAUCAGCAAUGAGGUCAUCAAACAGAUGAACAAAGACAGCGCGGUCAUUCCCUGUGGGCAAAUUUCAAUGUACAGCAUGGACAUCAACUGUCCGUUGGACAACAGCAUCCAGGAGCUGUUGAAGGAGAAACGAAUCAGCAGGGAUCUCUUUGCUGCCAAUGGUUUCACAGACAUCUUCGACGAGAUGAAACAACAACUUGCCAAAUGGGUUAAGGAGGGAAAGAUAAAGACAAGAGAAACGGUUGUGAAAGGGUUGGAGAACUGUGGAGCAGCGUUCAUCGGAAUGAUGAACGGCAGUAACAUAGGCAAGCAAGUAGUACACAUAGCCGACCCUUGACCGUUGACACACAGGUCAUCAAUAUGUGCAUAAUUUAUCUGUAUCUAAUCAUAGAGCUAUAUUAAAUAAUUAGAGCGCUAUAACUCCCCAUUCCUGCGUGGAGAAAACUUUCGGGCGUUUCCUGGGCAGAGAUGUUUUUAAUGAAUAUGCAUGUUGCUAUACAAA